Coregonus sp. 'balchen' is the source of this 6945-nucleotide messenger RNA. The record is from the annotation of a GenBank genome assembly. NCBI's taxonomy places the organism in Eukaryota, Metazoa, Chordata, Actinopteri, Salmoniformes, Salmonidae.
UGGCUGGAGUGGGAAUCAGCUGUUAGCAAACUAGCGGUCUCAAAUCUGAGCAUUAGACACAUCUUUCUCGUGUCUUUGACGAACGGCUUAUUAGAACCUAUAUUUACUAGGUUUUGGAGAAGAUUCUCUCAGAAGGAACUGAUGUGGCAACAAUACAUAGUCUCCCCUCCAUCACCUUCACCAGGAGUGGAAAGACUGAGGCCUUGGCCUGCCACCAGCUCAGUGGGUCUUCUGCUCUCUGGAUGAGGGGCUCCUCAAGGUAGCUCCUCACCUCCAGGACGGCGCAGACCUCUUUCACCAGCUCCCAUUCCUCUUGGCUUAAUGGCUCAAUAGAUGCGUUGAUGAGGGCCAGGGUGGAGAUGAUGGCAUCUUUUAUUUCAAGCAUUCGUUUCAACAUAUCAAAUGUUGAGUUCCACCUGGUGGCACACUCUUGUUUGGGCCUCAGUUCAGGAAUCCCCAUUUGGCGCUGUGUGGACUUUAGCUUCUGUGCUGCUACUGUGCUUUUGUGGAAAAACUCCACAACAGCCUUCACCUUAUCCACGGUUGUUUUGAUCACCUUCAGAGCAUCUCUAACCACCAGGUUUAGUGUAUGCGCCAGACAUGGGUGAUGGGUCCACUUCAAAACUUUUAUGGCUUUGGUGAUGUUUGCAGCAUUAUCACUCCACACAGCACACCACUUUGUCCUCUACUUGCCACUCUUUUGCCACUCUUAGUAGCUCCACUGCCAAGUUUUCUGCAGUGUGUCUGUCGGUGAACUCGAAGCAGUCCAGAAGGCAAGAUGUCAUCUUGUAAUCUUCAAUAAAGUGGCAAGUGACAGACAUGAAAGAGCAGGUUGUUCUGGAGGUCCAGCAUGCUGGUCGCCAUGCUGGCCAAUCAUAACAGACCUCUGUGAAAGUGAAACCUAAGCAGCGAAUGGGCAAAAAACUGGGAGCCGGCUCUCACUCGAUGCGAGCCGGCUCUUCUGAUUCACUACAAAGAGCCGGCUCUCAGAGCCGAUGCUUGUGCGCAUGACCCAUCACUAUUAGACAUUUCUGUGUAAGGUGAACGGCCAUACCUGGGACAUUUGCUUGGACGAAGGAAUUCGGCAUAUUCUCAGACUGCAAUGCACCGCAAGAAUAGCUAGAUCAAGUGGACCGGCAGAAGUAGCCAGUUAGGAGUAGGCAAUUAGCUGAAGCCUGGAUUAGUGUUAGCCAUAGGGCUAGCUAGCAAUAGCUUGCCAGCUAGCUGCUACUAGCUAGCAAACUACGUCUGGUUUACGAAGACCAGAUUAAUGGUGUUUAACGUUGUAUCGGCUGUCUGGCUGUCUAGCUAGCUAGCUAGCAGUUUAAGACCGAAUGUAACGUGUUGCCAUUAAAUGGUUAAACCAGUGUCCUAGCGUUGCCAGCCUAGAUUAGUUUACAGUGGUCAAGCCUGUAUCUGGCCGACGUAUCAAUGCGCUACUCGCCAUGCCUCUGCGCACACGCCCUGAAAAGGAUAGGGUUUCAGUUGUUCAGUUUGAAUGGUGUGUAGUAGAUAUGAACCCCAAUAUGCGGCUGCUACUCAUGUAUUUAAAAUUGAAUGUUUCAUUUUGAGUCCAGGCAUCACUGACAGAGGUUCUGUCUGUUAUAGACGAGUGAACGGUUUUCUUUCAGUUUUAUAGGGUGUAGUCAGUGGUAGGACUUUAGCCAAUUGUUCAAUCAUGGGGGCUACAGUGUCAUGCUGCAUGUCCCCCGGUGGGAGUCCAAAGCUUGCGAGGAGAGCCGUCGAGCUCGACGACUACCCAAUAACCACCACCGCCGACGACGUAAGCGAGGACACGGGCACCUAUCUGCAGCACAUCAGCGAUAGAGAGGUCCCGGAUGGUAGGUGUACUAUUCGGAUAAGCUGGAGUGGAGGGGUAUGCGUCAUGGUCGCGCCUCUCUGAACAGGCAAGACGCUGCACUACUGAUUGUGCAGUCGUAAUUUUGUUUCAGCUAUUCCAAGAUAUCAUGCGGAGUAUCUAGCAUUGUUUUUGCUUCAUCUAUAGCCUGCGGAGUAUAGUGAGUGUCAUGAUGUCAAGUCACAAGGUGCAUCCCUGGAAGUUGUGAUCUGUAAACAGUCAGUAUCAUACUGUAUCUCACUCUGCCUUUUAAGAUUCAAAUGGUGUAUAUAGUUGGGAUACGUGUGCAUUUCUUGUGGUGUUCAUGUUAUAGGCUAAGUGGCAGGUAGCUUAGUGGGUAAGAGCAUUGUGCCAGGAACCGGAAGGUCGCUGCUUCUAAUCCCGGAGCCGACUAGGUGAAAAAUAUGUAGAUGUGCCCUUAAGCAAGGCACUUAACCUUAAUUGCUCCUGUAAGUCGCUCUGGAUAAGAGAGUCUGCUAAAUGACUAAAAUGUAAAUGUAAGUGUGUAUUUCUUGUUUCUUUCAGAAUUGGCACAGGAGUCCAACCCAUCCGAUAAUGCCAGAGCCAGCACAAUCUUCCUCAACAAGUCACAGACUGAUGGUAAGUGGCAUGGGGAUCUUCAACUUCUCAUGGCUGACCCUCUGGACCAAACAUGGAACGGCGCAGAUAAAAAUGUCAUGAAUAGAGCUGACAUGAUUUCUUAUUCUACAUGUCAGAUGCAUGUUUGUUCUACAUAAUAUAUUUCUAUCUGAACGUCCCACAACGUUGUGAACUGCAGAUCACGUCCCAGGUUUGAUAUGGACAACAAGAGAUUCUGUCUGAUGGUCAGCGUGAGAUAGUUAUUCAACACAUUCAAUUAACUACCUGACCUAAGAUUUGUCUGACUUUUUUUCCUCCAGUGCGGGAGAAAAGGAAAAGUAACUACUUAAGUAAUCACGUGAGUAAAUCCAUCUUUCCAUUCAAGCGUUAGUGUGGCUACCCAUGGACAUCCACUGAUACUUAUGGAGAAAUGUCAGGAAAUGAUGCUAUAUUUUUCCCUGUUUCAUUGACUAACAACUACUCCCUUUUUCUAGAUGUCUCCUGGGUUGCUAUCUAAAAAGUACAGCUCCUGCUCCACAAUAUUCCUUGAUGAUAGCACGGUCAGCCUGCCCAACCUGAAGAGUACGGUCAAAUGGUGAGUGUCCUCCUUACCUUACACACACACACACACACACACACACACACACACACACACACACACACACACACCACGACAGAGGAGAAAAGAGGCCAUCAUUGUAAGGACUCACUGUCUUGUCUCUCUCUGUUCCAGUGUCACGUUGGCUAUAUACUAUCACAUAAAAAACAGGUAGGUUUUAUCUGUGCCAUAUUCAUUUCAUGAGGAAAACUGAGAAAUAUUCAUAUAUUGACGUGGUGAGCUAAAUGGAGGAGUUUUGUGUUGAUGAUUUGUGUGACGACAUAGUAACGUAGUAAUGGAGGUUGUGUUAAUGUAUGAUGACUUAGUAACGUAGUAAUGGAGUUGCUUUAAUGUGUGAUGACCUAGUAAUGGAGGUGUUAAUGUGUGAUGACAUAGUAACAUAGUAAUGGAGGUGUGUUAAUGUGUGAUGACAUAGUAACAUAGUAAUGGAGGUGUGUUAAUGUGUGAUGACAUAGUAACGUAGUAAUGGAAGUGUGUUGAUGAGUUGUGUGAUGACAUAGUAACAUAGUAAUGGAGGUGUGUUGAUGAGUUGUGUGAUGACAUAGUAACAUAAUAAUGGAGUUGUGUUGAUGAGUUGUGUGAUGACAUAGUAACAUAGUAAUGGAGGUGUGUUGAUGAGUUGUGUGAUGACAUAGUAACAUAAUAAUGGAGUUGUGUUGAUGAGUUGUGUGAUGACAUAGUAAUGGAGGUGUGUUGAUGAGUUGUGUGAUGACAUAGUAACAUAGUAAUGGAGGUGUGUUGAUGAGUUGUGUGAUGACAUAGUAACAUAAUAAUGGAGUUGUGUUGAUGAGUUGUGUGAUGACAUAGUAACAUAGUAAUGGAGUUGUGUUGAUGAGUUGUGUGAUGACAUAGUAACAUAGUAAUGGAGGUGUGUUGAUGAGUUGUGUGAUGACAUAGUAACGUAGUAAUGGAGGUGUGUUGAUGACAUAGUAACAUAUUCUGGGAGUGUCUUUCUCUGUGUGUGGGCUUGUAGCAGUAGACUUAACUGUCUUUUCUUUUUUUUUCUCAUCAGGGAUUCAAACCGUUCUCUGGACAUUUUUGAUGAGAAGAUCCACCCAUUAACGGUGAGUAGGUGGAAGUAGAGACUGUAUGUCCCUGUGUGUGUGUGUGUACACACCAAGCCCCCUGUCAGACUGACUGGCGAGGCCUCCUCUUCCUCAGAGGGAGAAGGUUCCAGAAGACUACUACAGCGUGGACCCUGAACACAAGCUCAUCUACCGCUUCGUCCGCACGCUGUUCAGCUCGGCCCAGCUGACCGCUGAGUGUGCCAUCGUCACCCUGGUACGUAUGCCACCAGUCAGUUCACCUAUCACAGGAUACCACCAGUCAGUUCACCUAUCACAGGAUGCCACCAGUCAGUUCACCUAUCACAGGAUACCACCAGUGAGUUCACCUAUCACAGGAUACCACCAGUGAGUUCACCUAUCACAGGAUACCACCAGUCAGUUCACCUAUCACAGGAUACCACCAGUGAGUUCACCUAUCACAGGAUACCACCAGUGAGUUCACCUAUCACAGGAUACCACCAGUCAGUUCACCUAUCACAGGGAGUUUCACUCUGGGCAUGCUCAGUAGGCAAAUGUUGUCAUGUUGAGAGCUGACAUAAGAGAGACUCUUGUUCUACAUGAUAUAUUAUUGUCUCCUGCUGAACACCUGGCCCUGCUAACUGUGGUCCGUCAGUGUGUGUGUGUGUGCCUGUAUGUGUGUUACUGAUUACUGUGUGUGUGUCUGACGAGACUGUGUCUCAUUACUGUGUGUCCAUCCUCUCCCUAGGUGUACCUGGAGCGUCUGCUGACCUAUGCAGAGAUGGACAUCUGUCCAUGCAACUGGAAGCGUAUCGUCCUGGGAGCCAUCCUACUGGCCUCCAAGGUGUGGGACGACCAGGCCGUGUGGAACGUAGACUACUGCCAGAUCCUCAAGGACAUCACCGUGGAGGACAUGUCAGUGUCCCCCUGGCUGCUCACCUUUAAAAGCUCUCCCCCCGAACCCCACCUUUAGGCAUCAGAUCUGAGGUUUGGAUAGGUGUAAGCAAUAGGGCGACCAUUCCAGCUGGCCUGUCAGAGUGCAAGAGGGAGUGACUACCAUCAUCCUUAAACCUAUCCAAUGCUCUCAGAUCUACACAAGUGCUUAGGGCAGGGGUAUUCAACUCUUACCCUACGAGGUCCCGGAGCCUGACAAUUUUCUGUUCUACCUGAUAAUUAAUUGCACCCACCUGGUGUCCCAGGUCUAAAUCAGUCCUUGAUUAGAGGGGAACAAUGAAAAAAAUCAGUGGAACUGGCUUGGAGGUCCACAGUUGAAUUUGAGGGGUGUAGGGGUAGUUUUGGGAUUCAGGCUGUGGGUCUCCUCAGCCGCUGGAGGGUCGUAAGGCUCCCUUUCUUUUUGUUGUUGUUGUACUUUACCAAUUUUUCUCCCCAAUUUCGUGAUAUUCAAUUGGUAGUUACAGUCUUGUCCCAUCGCUGAAACUCCCCUACGGACUCGGGAGAGGCGAAGGUCGAGAGCGUCCUCCGAAACACGACCCCACCAAGCCGCACUGCUUCUUGACACACUACUUGCUUAACCCGGAAGCCAGCCGCAACAAUGUGUCGGAGGAAACACCGUCCAGCUGGCGACCGAAGUCAGCUUGCAGGUGCCCGGCCUGCCACAAGGAGUCGCUAGAGUGCGAUGGGACAAGGAAAUCCCGGCCGGCCAAACCCUCCCCUAACCCGGACGACGCUGGGCCAAUUGUGCGCCGCCUCAUGUGUCUCCCGGCCACGACCGGCUGUGACACAGCCUGGGAUCGAACCAGUGUCUGUAGUGACUCCUUAGACCGCUGCGCCCAUAAGGCCCCCCUUCUUACCACUGUGUGUUUCUUACUGGCUGUAGGACAGGCUACAGGGCUCUUUGUGACAUCCUUGUUCAAAGGACUAUAUUAAUACAAUUUAAUAGAUUGAUGCCUCUGACAAAGGUCUCCAUAGAAAUGUGGAACUUUGCAAGUAAGCACUGUGCAGGAAUGUAUUGUUUUGGCUCACCCAAGAGUGAACUGUGAAUAUCCUCAUAUAAAUCAAUAUUAUGAGGCGCAUAGUUAAAUUGGAACGUUGCAAUGUGGGCCAAAACAGGUUGCUAUCACACAUCUCAUCCGCUCAUGUCUCUCUGCCCAGGUACAUCUCAAAAGUCUAUCCUCGAUUCCUUGCGUCCUCUGUCCUCAAUUUCUCCCCGAGAACUCGCUUCCCGCUGACAUUUUUAAAGGAGAGUAUAGAGGAUAAGACUUCUGAGAUUCACCUCUCUACCCCCCCACAGGAACGAGAUGGAGAGGCACUUCCUGGAGCUGCUUCAGUUCAACAUCAACGUGCCAGCCAGCGUCUACGCCAAGUACUACUUUGACCUGCGCUCCCUGGCCGAUGACAACAACCUCAACUUCCCCCUGGAGCCACUUGACAACCAGCGAGCCACCAAACUGGAGGUGAGGAGAGCUUCUAGUAGAGCAGGAAUACAAACACUACUACUUGGCUAGAGGAGAGCCUUUUAAUGGUAGUCCUGGUUGACUUAGGUCCUGUCCAGAAACAACCCCUACUCCCUAGACACAUAUAGAUAAACAAUUGCAUAGGUGUUAGAAAUAUGGUAGUAGCUCCACUCUGCCUUCUGAUUGGCUAGGGGGAAUUUUCACCAUGUUUCUUAUACCAAUCUACACAAGUGCCUAGUUGGUAGGGGCCAAAGUCUAUGAUCUUUAUGUCCUUAUGAUUGAACUGUUGAGUGGCCUUGGGGUUACAUGUAAUAAGUGUUAUGUUGUUCCCAGGCUAUCUCCAGACUGUGUGAGGACAGAUACAAGGAUCUGGGCAAGGUGACCAUAAGGAAGUCCCUCAGCGCAGACAAUCUUGUGGGUGUCCGAACCACCCACGCUGUGCUGUCGUAA